Molecule: messenger RNA, 2525 nt
Organism: Toxotes jaculatrix (banded archerfish)
Lineage: Eukaryota; Metazoa; Chordata; Actinopteri; Toxotidae
Product: leucine-rich repeat and immunoglobulin-like domain-containing nogo receptor-interacting protein 1
Exons: 3
Coding region: 154-1983 (609 amino acids)
Molecular function (GO): protein binding
Source: RefSeq, a predicted model, not a curated record
AAAUGUACUGUUUUUUUUUUUUUUACUGCAAAAUUGUGAAAAUGGAGUCAUCACAAUGACAAGCCCUCCAGACUGAAGAGACGCAGGAGGAGCUUCUAUCAACAGCUAUCUGGUUAUGAAAAGCGACUUCCUGUCAGCCAGGCAGGCCACCAGAUGUUUGAGGGGACUGCCGUCCACCAACGGCUGUGCUGGGGAGCUCUCUACUUGUUGGCAGCAGGGGUGGCACUGACAUUUGAAACACGCCGUCUGUGUCCACAGUCCUGCCGCUGUAACACCGAGCUGCUGGAGGUGAACUGCUCCUAUGGCCAGCUCAGCACAGUGCCCGAUGAUCUCUCACAAGACACUAAAGUGCUAAACUUAACUCAUAAUAACAUAAAAACUCUGGUGCAUCAGCAGUUCCAAACUUUAACACAACUUCUAGAUCUGGAUUUGAGUGACAACCUUCUGGCAGUAGUUGAACUGGAAACCUUUCUCGGCUUGCAAAGUCUGCUAACUCUGCGUCUUGCCCGCAAUCAUCUGAAGAUUAUUCCUGUAGGAACAUUUGCUGGUUUGCCAAACCUGCAGUUGCUGGACAUAAGCAGCAAUGAGAUCCUUGUUUUCCUAGAUUUUACCUUCCGUGGCUUGACAGCCCUGCAGCAUAUCAAAGCAGCAGAUAAUGACUUAGUUUUCAUCUCUCAUCAAGCUUUCACUGGACUAACCAGUCUACAAGAACUGCACCUUGAUGGCUGCAACCUCACUGCUGUGCCGACAGAAGCACUCACACAGCUUAGUGUGCUGAGAAGCCUUCACUUUCACCGUCUGGCCCUCACCACACUGCCGAACUAUUCUUUCCAUCAUCUAGUCCGCCUCAAGGAACUUGUCAUUUCUCAUUGCCCCUGGCUGCAGACGCUGUCAGGAAACAGUCUAUUUGGCCUAAAUCUUACAUCCCUCACCAUUACACACUGCAACCUCAGUGCUGUCCCCUACAUUCCUUUGCAUCAUCUUGUAUAUCUUGUAUACCUUGACCUUUCCUUUAAUCCAAUCACCCACAUUCAGGGGAACCUGCUAGGAGACUUGCUCCGGCUCCAAGAGCUCCAUCUGGUAGGGGGAUCUUUGCUACAUAUUGGAAUUGGAGCAUUCAGGGGUUUAACUCAUUUCAAAUUGCUGAAUGUAUCUAGAAACCUUCUCAACACACUGGAAGUGGGUACUUUUCAAUCAGUGGACACCCUAAAAACUCUGGGACUUGAUAACAACCCAUUGGCAUGCGACUGCCGUUUGCUGUGGGUGGUGCGAAGGCGUCAGUACCUGGACUUUGGCGGACAUUCACCGACUUGCACUACCUCAGUCCAGCUCCAGGUCUGGAAUUUUCUUGACUUUUCUGAAGUUGAGGUACCAGGCCUGCUCACCUGUCGGCAGCCUCGAAUUCUGAACCGCAAACCUCAAGAAGUGAAAGUAGAUCAGGGACACACAGUGGUGUUUUAUUGCAAUGCAGAGGGUGACCCUGUGCCAUCUUUAAGCUGGCUAAACCCACAGCUGAGACCUUUAUUGCCUAUUGGUAGAAUACGGGCUCUGUCUAAUGGCUCAUUGGAGGUUCGCUAUGCUCAGCCUCAAGACAGUGGUACUUAUUUCUGUGUGGCAUCUAAUGCGGCAGGAAAUGACAGCCUGCCUGUCAGCCUUCAUGUCCGAGCCUUUCCAUCAUCUUCUAAAAACCCCUUUCGUUUUAAAGGUUGGUUUGCCUUUCCAUCUGCCUCUCCAGAUGUGAAUGGAAAUCAGAAGGUCACAUUUGAUGUCAAGACUUUGCUGAUAGCUGCCACCAUUGGAUUUCUUUCAUUUUUCAGUUCUGUGAGCCUAUGUUUCAUUUUCAUGUUGUUCUGGAGUAAGAGCAAAGGGCAAAUAAAGCACACAGCCACAAUCGCAUAUGUGCCACGAAGUGCCAUGUCGAGUGGUAACAGAGGCACAGGCAACUAUACGGAGACAAGCAGAUUCACCAUGAAACUAAUAUGAAUCACUAAGUAAAACUGGUAUAACUUGAUAUACUUGAAGGAAGGUGCCAGCUGAAAAAUACAAAACUACCUAGAAUUAAAAUCCAAAGUUCUUGACAGAAUUGAAAGAUUACAAUUAAAAUUGAAUUUUAUUAGCAUGGUAACUUGUGUGCAGCAGAGACAAUAAAUAAAUACAUUCACACAAAUGUGAGCAUUUGUAUGCUCACAUCUGUGCUGCAAAGUGAAAAAGACAAAGCCAUACAACAAAUUGUGCUGCUUUCAGUUCUUCAGGGCAUUAAGAAGAUUGUAACUAGAGCUCCACUCCAACAAAGCUGGAGUGCUAUGCAACCAAUGUUAGCCGUAUUUAACAUGCUAAAACAUGUAAAAUGUAGAGAUGUAAAUUGUUCUGUUAACUGCUUAUUGCAAACAUUGCUCUUCUUAAUGUUUAUAUAAUAUAGAAACAAGAACCCAGUACAGAGAUUGUACAGGAGAACAGUUACCUGGUUGACUAAUCUUUUAAUGAUUUAUUUGUUUGUUUUGUUAAAAUGGAAUAGUAGACUUAUU